Neodiprion fabricii is the source of this 1950-nucleotide messenger RNA. RefSeq lists its product as uncharacterized. The coding region runs from base 1 to 1950 and encodes 649 amino acids. The record is from RefSeq and is a predicted model, not a curated record. Lineage: Eukaryota; Metazoa; Arthropoda; Insecta; Hymenoptera; Diprionidae. The transcript has 2 exons.
AUGACUGACAAUGUAGAACAAAAAGUUGGAAACAGAAUUUAUAAUUUCACUGAUACAGUUUUACCAUCAGAAGUCCAGAAGAUCUUAGAGUUAGAUUUUAACUAUGGACUACCAACAACAAAUAUCAACCAACCGGUCGUUACAAUUAUUAAGGAUCUGGAGGGAUGUAUCGACAAAGUGAAAGAUGAUGAGUUAUCCAACGAGGGUUUGACGGAAGUGAGAAAUAAUCUGAGAGCAAGAGGUGUAAAUAUUGUGACAAAUCACAUUAAAUAUCAGCGUAGAAGCAACAGCAAUGACAAGAAAAACUUCAACCUAGUUAAAAAUAUCAAAGUCACAAGAAAUUUCUUUAAACAACAUGAAGAUCUCUUAGUAAUGCGCUCAGAUAAAGGUAAUUCAACAGUGGUCAUGUACAGAGAAGAAUACCUCACAGAAAUGAAUAAGUUGGUUGGCGACCGUAAAACCUAUGAAAAGAUCAAAAGAGAUCCUACGUCAAAGCUACAAAACAUAAGCAACCGCUUAAUAAAGAAACUUGUGGAUAUUGGUAUCCUUGACAACAUCCAAGGUAAGCUAAUGCGAACUUACAGUGCAUUGGCACCAAGAAUCUAUGGCUUAAGGAAAACCCACAAACCUGGGUGUAAACUUAGACCAGUGGUCAGUAGCAUAGGAUCACCAGGUUAUGAGAUCGCCAAUUUUGUUCAUAAGAGCCUGCUACCGUUCGUAAUGAGUCUGAAAUAUAAUGUGACAGAUUCAUUUCAUUUUUUAGACCAAAUCAAACUGAAAAAGGUAAAUGAAGACCAUAUUUUAAUAUCACUGGACGUAGUAUCUCUUUUUACCAAUGUUCAUAACAGUUUAAUAAGGAAAAUCAUCAUUGAGCGGUGGGAUGAAAUCCAGAAAUUUGUACAAUUGGACCAGACUACUCUACUAGAGCUUAUUGAUUUUUGUUACGACUCGGGAUAUUUCGUGUUUGAUGGCAAUUUUUACCUUCAGAAGGAAGGAUGUGCUAUGGGGAGUCCAGCAAGUCCUUCAAUUGCCAUCAUUGCAGUAGAUUAUGUUGUUUCAAUGGCGUUGACUCACCUUGACUUUGAAAUUCCGAUCAUUAAGUCGUAUGUUCAUGAUCUCUUCGCAGUGGUUCCAAAGGAUAAAGUAGACAGCAUCUUAGAUGUGUUUAAUAGUGUUGACAAGGACAUCCAGUUUACCUUGGAAGUUGAGAAUAACGGGAAGUUGCCUUUUUUGGACAUACUAAUAGAAAGAUCAGAAGAUGGUGAUCUUAUAACUUCUUGGUUCAAGAAACCGUACAGCUCAGGAAGAAUUUUGAAUUUUAAUUCCAAUCAUCCAUUGAGCCAGAAAUUGGGGGUUGCAAAAGGGUUUUUGAACAGAGCCAUGCGCUUGAGUCAUGUGAACAAGACCAAGGAAAGUAUUCGCAUGGUUCGAAGAUUACUGUCAUCUAACAAUUAUCCAAACAAGGUCAUCAGCAAGUGCUUGUCACCAAGACUGGGAUCUUUAUUCAGGCACGCCAACUGCAAGUUGGUAUUCUAUAACGUAUUCAAGGUUAAGGAUCUAUUUUCCCGACUAAAAGACAAAGUGGAGAAAGAAGAUAGAUCUGGCCUGGUAUACAGGAUUCCGUGCUCGUGUGGGAAAUGGUACGUUGGACAGACCAGGCAAAAAUUAAAAGCCAGAGUGAGACAACACAAACUUGACUGCAGACCUGAGAAGUCCAUAAAAGACAACAAAACAGCAUUAGCGGAACAUCACUUUGUUGAAGAUGGUCAUAACUUUCAGUUCGAGGAUGUGGAGAUUUUAGAUCUGGAGAAAAAUUACAUGAAGAGAAACCUAAGUGAAAUGAUUUUUAUUAAGGCGAUGAAUUGUGUCAAUUUUAGAUCCGACACGCAAAAUCUCAGUACAAUUUACAGUGACCUGAUAAAUGAUGUUAAAGAUUUAGUGAAGUCAUAG